CGUGAGCGCGCGAAGUGGGCUGUGUAGUUGUUGGAGUCGCUGGUGAAUGUUCUGGAAAGGUGCAGCAUCUGGAGAAUUACAAUAUUAUUAUAUGGAAUAUCUGAAUUUAAAAUGGGUUCCAUUCUACUGAUCUGCCAAGAGGAAUAUUCUAUUACGGUUGCAUCACUGAGCUAGAUGUUAGAACAGAAUUCGAGGAAUGCCAUGUAUGAUUUUGCAGCCUCUUGUCGAGAAGAUUUGGGGCCAUUAUGUUCAAAUUGGUUUGAGGAACUUAGUUUGUUGGCAGCUUCAAACCACCUUAAACAACCUAGAAAUGACACUCGCUGCUUUAUUUCAAGUUAUUUCAAAACACCAUGGCAGAAACAGACUCUGCACAGCCAGCUAGAUUGUACUCCAUCAAUUUUCAGUGGUCUAACUUUAAUAACUCCGUCAGUAUCCGUGACAGAAAAAGGGAAUGAUGAAACUUGGUUGAAAGGAGUAGGAAGCAGUUAUUCCUCUGUGACCCAAGGAAUUAAAACUCCAUACAAGACGAGCGGGAAUGAAACAUCAAACCCAGCCUCUGAAAUUUCUACAAUAAUGAGCCCUAUUCUGUUGCACAAUACGUACAGGGCUCUACAACACCCUUGCUCCAUACAAGAUGGUGGAUGUUCAUUUUUCAGCCCUCCAGUGUCAUCUGAGGUCACGUCAAAGCAGAUUUCGGAAAGUCUUGGGGUUGAGAUGGAUCCUGACAUGUCUUGGACCAGUUCAUUAGCAACUCCUCCAUCAUUGAAUCCAACAGUCAUUAUAUGUAAAGCCAAAGAAAAUAACCUGCCUCAAGACAGGCCAAAGGAAGUUCAAGUGCCUUUACUUUUACACAGCAAUUUAAAUACACAAUGCGAUGCAUUUGCUGUUGGUCUAAACAGUGUCCAUGCAAUGCCUGUAAUUGGGGAGGAGGAAGAUGAAGAAGUGGAAGCUGUUAAUCAGAGUCUUGUGCCUGGAGAUGACCCAAGCAGUUUAUCUAAUAGGAAAAGCGAUGAAGAUGAGAAGCUGUUUAUUUCUAGGACAGUGUCUGAUGAAUCAAUGUCUUUCACUGAGCCUACACAUUUGGAACCAAGAAGAGUGAAACUCUAUUCUAGAGAGAGAAUACAAAACUCUACAGUUCACAACUUUCGGUCGAACACUGUUAAAACUUUAUCACCUUGCUCUGCUGAUGAAAAGUGUUUGAAAUGCAUCAUGGCGGAAUCAGACUGCAAUAUCUUUUCAAAUAACUUGACUCUUAGUCCAGUUAAAGAGAGCCAUCCCAAACAGAUUUUUUUGAAUGCAGAUGACUCGGGCGUCAAUUUAAACCAGAGUCCUGAUGGUCACUCACAUGACAACCAUUCAGAGAAGGAAUUAUCAGCUUGUAAUACAACUUCUUCAUCUGUCUGGUCUCAGCUAAAUCUGUCAGAACUUGAUGAGAACCAUUUGAUGAAUGAAUAUUCUGUGGCAGGUUCUUCUCCAGAUAUGUUGUGUUUGAAAAAUGUUGGUGAUCCAAAACUCAUUUCUAAUGGAGAAGCUAAUAAUCAGCAAUUGGGUAAUGCUUUAGAAGAAAGCAUUAAAGGAUCCAGUUCUGUGACCUGUGAAAAUAUAAUUCCAAUAUUACACAGGCCAACUUCUCAUUCUUUAACAGGCAAAAUAACUACACCAAAGAUUAAUUUUAAUCAUUGUGCAUUUGCUUAUGAUUUCAGCACAGUUGAUGAAAGCACAGAGCAUUCCAGAGCAGAAGUGAAAGCAAGUACUCCAAAUCAUGCUCAUGGUAGAAUGCAAUUGUCAAAGCUGCCCACUUCUGAAAUUCCUCGCGCAGAUUAUUAUAAAACUGAUGAUUCAACACCAGUUCAACCAUUUGUUGAGGAAUGGUUGGAUCCGAAUUCAGAAACUGGAGCAAUCAAACUUCUUCCCUUUUGCAAGAACGAAAGAGCACAUGUGAAAGAGAGAAAUAACCUUGAAAAUAAAAUGAAUCCAAUACAGCCCAUAACUACUUUGGAAGAUCAGAAAGUCAGUUUUACAGACUCUCUCAGUAAUGACAAUAUUCCCUGUCAGUAUUCUGCUGUAGAUUCUAGAAUGCGCAGGGACAGUGUUGACUGUGUGACAUGUCCAGAUGCAGCUAAAAAUUCCUCACUGGUUCAGGAUUUGAUAAAAUGUCAAGUAAAUGAGGAAUACCGUUGGCUUUCUAGUCUGAAAGGGUGCCCAAGGAAAUUUGUUUACACUGUGCAAGAUCCUUCAAAUCAUCAAGCACAAAAGAACAUAUCUCUGGACAUAACAGAAUCGCAAAAUAAAACACUGAUUCAGCCAAUGUUACAACAGCCAUUCUGCAAAUUAUCUGCUCAAGAUUCCAGAAAGCGAAUAGAGUCUGCGAAAGGUUUCACUUCUGCUGCUUGCCAAGAAAACAAAGUGAUUACCAGUAUUGAUGAUCCUGGCAUCAAUCACUCUGAAGCCAAUGAAAACCUGCAACAGAAUCACUGUCCUCCAAAGGAAUGUGUCAGUGUACAAAAUGGAGUAGUGCCUCAACAUCUUAAGGAUGAAACUGGUGAAAAUGUAUCCGAUGCUUGCAGUAACAGCAAGAUUAGGGAUCAUUUUGUGAACAGCAAGCCUGUUUCUUGCGACAGAAGAGACGGUAGAAUUUUUGCCAUGGCUUGCCACACAGUGGCUAAAACGUUAGCUUUUGAGUCUGAAGUGGUAUUGACUAAUCAUUUUGAUGCCCGGACUGAAGAUGCUGAGGACAGUCAUGUACUUACAGUUGUUAACUCUGUUCAGCCAGAGAGGACAUGUGUAAUUGAAAACAGUGUUAUGGAGAAUAAGGGAGGAUCCUAUUUUGAGCUUAGGUUUUCACCUUUACCUGAUGCCAGUCAAAGUCCUUUGCAUUAUAAUUGCAAUAAAACAAAACUUGGUGGAAACACCGCUUUCGACGACAAGCCACCUUCUACACAAUUAUCAACCAAGAAACUAUCCUGCACUUCAAUAAUAUCUCAUACAGUAUCAUCUCAGUCCUCCUGUAUCACUAAUAUUUUGCAUAAAACAAAGGAACUUUAUGAUCUUAAAUGUAAGGGAACUUUAGGAAAAAAAGUCACUUUUUCUGAACUCUGUCAACUAAGACCACGAGGCAAUACGGAGAUAUCAACUUUUUUGGGUAAAGAGAAACAAUUAGAGGGAAGUUUUGAUACUAACAAGGGUUUACCAAAUGAAAGGCAGCAACUUGACUCUUAUACUUGUUUAGAAGCUGAAAAGAGACAGUGUACUAUUAAUGCGGAUUUUCACACUGGUAAUAGAAAAAUUGCAGUGUUGGCAUCCACUUUGAAGAGGAGAAAACUGAUUGCUGAAAUAGACACUGAUGCAUUCUUGACUUCUUCAAAACCUGUAUUCGUGCAGUCAUUGCCAGAAUGUGAAACAAAAUAUAUGGAAAGUGCUUUUACAGAAGGCAAGAAUACACCAUGUUCCACUAUAUCUGGUUUUGAAAUUACUAUGAAUGAAUCUUUCAAAUUGACACCAAGAUGUAUGAAUUCUCACAAGGGAAGAGAGGAAGUUAUUUCUGCCUCCAGUACUGGAGCACAAUUGUAUCAGUCUCUUGAGGUUACAGAAGAAGAUAAGAAUUCAUGCAGAAUGAAAUCUCAGAGUGCACAAGGUGAGAUCAGUUUUGUGCCGGUGACAAAAGAAACUUGUACAAUUUCAGAAAACACGCAAAAUCAGCUGAUAUCUGGAAGUUCUGAAUCUUGUCAAGAUGGGCUCGAUUGCGUGAAACCUCAACGGUGCACAGAUUUAUCAGCUGAAACCAUUUCAAAAGGAAAACUUAAAAAUGAAAACUCUUCAAAAAAUAGAUUCGGGAGCCUAGAAAGUAAUAGUCUUUUCUCUUCAGCCAAAGAGAAGAUUAAAACUAAAUCCCCUGAACCCAAAUUUACCACUGAAAAUGUUAAACAGCCCCCAUCUGCCAAUGGAGAAACAAAAACAUUUGAUUCCUCUUUAAUCUUAUCUCAGCCAAAGUUGCUUGGCAAAUGCGCGUAUUUAACUGCUAGUCAAACAGAACUGACAGAAUUGUUUCGUAUGUUAGAGGAUACAGAUAACCAGUUUGAAUGUACGCAGUUUAGUAAUCAGUCUACAGUCAAAGUAACAAGCAAAGAUACCGACCUUCUGAUUACUGAGCAUUUAGAUCAGACUUCCCCAGCUCCUAUGUGGGAAAAAUGGAAGGAUAUUAAUUUUGGUAAAAGUUUGGACAUUGAACCUUCAAUGCAUUUGGAUAACAAAUCAUGUAACUCUCAUCAGCAUACAGAGUACUCAAAAGUGAGCACCACACCUGAAAUCUGUCAUCAGAAUGUGGAAGAAACACAGCAAAUGAUGUUAAACAAACUUGCUGAUUCCUUUGUCUUGAGUAAUGAAGAGAAAGACACUGCAUCAUCUACAGUACCAAAUGUCAGUGUGAGCUGUACGGAACUUGGCUCGGAUGUUAAAAUCAAACCGCUUGGUCAGGCAGUUCAAUCCCUGAAUGAUAUGAGAUUUAAGGGGGAGUAUGGAGGAUUUUGUGCAGCAAGUGGGAAUAAAAUAAAGCUUUCAGUAGAGAGUCUGAGAAAAGCAGCAAAAAUCUUUGAGGACAUUGACAAUGAUCAAACUGCUGCUCAGAAUAAUGCAAUUAAUGAUUUUGGGUAUUUACUAGAAAAUUCUGUGACCAAGUUUGAAAAAGUAAUUCACAGUAAAUCAGAUGAUCAAAAAACUCUGAAAGCUAAUGAGUCACACCAGCUGUGUGCAGCUCUUGACUGCCAUUCUUCUGUUUUCAGUAAAAAUAGUGAGCAGAUAUUAAAGAAUGGCCAUAAAAUUGAGAUCAGUGAUAAAAACCUAAGAGGUUUCCAACCAGUGGGGUCUAGGAGGUUCGCUAAAUCAGAAGAGAGAACUCCAGAUAAAACAAUAUAUUUGACCACUGACCCAAAUGUCUUGAAAAAUUCUGACACUGAGAGCAUUGGGCAACAGAGUUCGAUUAAAAAUGCAAUUUGGGAAAAGAGUACAUGGCAGCCUUUCUACAAUGCCACAGAAGACACUGGGAACAAGGAAUUAGUUAACAGUAAAAUUGAUCCUGAAAUAAAGUGUUUCCAGACUGCAAGUAGUAAAAGAGUCACAGUGUCUGAAGGACACUUGGAUAAAGCAAAAUGUUUGUUUGAGACUGAAGAUUCCUGUAUUGCAAACUCCCAGCUAGCAGUUGAAGUAGCAAAAAAUACACAUCAACAACCUGAUGAGAGUAUAGAUAUUUUACAAAGCCAAGUGGUGAAAAAUGAUACAAGUAUGCAACUCAGCAGUCAAAGAAGGAGAAGUCAGACAGAAUUAAAUGUGACAGUUUGUCCUACAUUUAUAGUUCACUCUGACAGCAAUAUUUCUGAAACCAACUCCAUUCAAAAUAGUUCACUGUUUGCUGCUGCAGACACUGGUAUGAAAGGAUUUCAAACUGCUAGUGGUAAGUUAGUUCCUGUAUGCAAAGCAUCUCUUGACAAAGCAAGAGUUCUAUUUGCUGAGGAGGACAUAUUUCAUAAAGCAACAAAAUGUUCUGGUGAAACAUCUUCAGCUGUGUCUGCUUGUCCACAUAUUGGCUCACCAGUAAUUCAGAGUGAAAAGAAGAAACAGUUGAUGAAUGCCCACAAUCCUGAACUGCUUCACCAUAUGAAUUCUAAAAGUGAAUUGCCGCAAUUUUCUUUUCAAAGCAAACAGAUGUCCGAGCAUUUGGAUCUGUCCAACAGUACAGAAAUGAGAGGUUUCCAGACUGCUAGUGGUAAGAGAGUUAAUGUGUCAGAAAUGGCCCUAAGUAAAGGAAGGGCUUUGUUUGUUGAAGAGGACUUUGAUAAAUUGGGAAUUCCAGAUGAUUUAAUAUCAUCUGCAGGCUAUAAAAACAUGCUUUCUGAGGAAAAUAUUUUAAAUGAUAGAGAAGCUAACCUUCCACAGAGGUUAAAUAUGAUUAAUUGGAUAACUGUUCUUCCAGUUAAACAAUCGUUUGAGAUCUACACUGCAAGUGGUGACGUUGUUUCAGCAAGUGAGACAAAUUUGAAAUACAUACAUGACAAAUGUUCAGUUGAUGAGCCUGAAGACAGCAAAAUUUCAGUUUCAGAUCAAGACGAUUUUCAUGUAUUUGAGCCUUCUCAACAAUGUUUUAGUACUGGAUCUAUUGCUUUUGGCACAGCAAGUGACAAGUCUGUAUGUGUUUCAAAAGAAUGUUUGAAGAAAUGCAAACACUUAGUUAAUGAUGUGGGAGUUAAUGAAAAAUUUAAGAUUAUGGACAAUAGUGUAAACUCCAAGGAAAACAGACUUUCUGAAGAAACAUGGAAUCUAGACACCUCCAGCAAAAAAACAUCUCUUGGGUUCAGCACAGCAAGCGGAAAAUCUGUUUUUGUUUCUGAUGAUGCACUUCAGAAAGUUAACCAUAUAUUACAAGAAUUUGUCAAUAGUGAUUCUUCUUCUGUAAGCUCAAAAACUGCAUUUUGCAAAAAACCUCAGAUUCUGUUAACAUCUGCCUGUUCUUCUUUGUUCUUUAAUACUGCUAUGAGCAGAGAACAAAUAUGUGAAGAAGAAAAUUCAGAAUUGAUUCAUAAAUUAUCAAAUAAUGCUGCAGGGAAUGUUUCAGUGUUGCAAAAUUCUUCCCAGGUGGCGUUAAGUGAAAGGGAGAUCAAUAGAUCAACAAACAGUUUAGCAGAUUAUUCAAAGAAGAGUGUUUUCAUGCCUGGAUUUCAAACUGCUAAAGGAAAAGGAGUAACGGUAAAAGAAAGCAGUUUAGCUGCAGCAAGUAUGCGUUUAGAUUCAGUUGACGAUGAAGAAUUGGGCCAUUCUGCUGAGAGAGUUAAUAUGAUCACUGGAAGCAGAAUUAAAUCAACAUCCAACUUGAGCAGUGACUCUGCACAUAAAGCGUAUGCUUUGAAUUGCAAUCAUGGCAUGUAUCCCAAAGUGCCGGAAAACAACAUGGCAAAAGUGGCUGUAGAGGGUUCAGACACUCUGAAAGAAGAUGAUAAAUGUUUUGCUACUACACCUCACAAGUCCUUUCGAACAACCUAUGACUGUGCUAAUCAAUCCAUUAGACCGGACUUAAGAACAGGAAAAAGACUUCGAUCAGAAGUAAAGACUACAACGGAGGAACCUCUACCAAAAAGGCAGCUGCUGUCUGAAUUUAACAGAACUAUGCAUAGUAAUCGCAAAGUUGAAUUCAAACCUUUACUAUGUAAUCCUGAAGGAGUACUUUGUGACCGAAGGAAAUUCAUGUAUAUUGUCCCAAUGAAGUCUGUUGCUUGUGGCCUAUCUGUAGACAAAAGUGUUUCAAACAGAAUUCAUCAGCAGUCAGUUUCUCCCAAUGUCACGUUCCCAGUCCAAGAAGACUCAAUUCAGCGUAGUUUGUGCCUUCAACAUGAAGUCAGUUCACUGAAAGGACAACAUGCGGUAUUCAAACCUCCAUUCCAAAGAUACUCAAGUAAUUACAUUCCAAAGAACAGCAGCGGAUGGACUCCAUCAAAGCCAGCAAAGGUUUUUGUCCCACCAUUCAAAAUUGUUCCAAAAUCAAGUCAAAUGGAAAGCCAAGAUAAUGUGAACAUUACCGGUUCUUCAAUCCCAGCUGAAGUUGGGAUUUCAGCGAUGACAAUGAAUCCCAAUGAACUUUUGCAAGAUGAUGGCAUAUUUAAAGAUGAUACAGUACUAGUUAGCAAUGUUCAAGACGAACUCCAGUCAGUGUCUGAUACUUCAGAAGAACUUAAAGCUGCUGCUGAAGGUAUCUCUAGGAUUGUUCAGAAUUGGGGAUAUGCAAGGGAGCUGCAGGAAAUGAGGUUAAUAAAGAAGCAAAAGCAAGUUAUUCGUCCACAGCCAGGGAGUUUGUACAGGAUUAAAAGUUCUGGUGGAACAAGACUAACCCUGCACUCAGCAGUUCAAGGGAAAAUUCCAACUUCUUUCACAGAAGAGCAGCUAUACAUUAAUGGAGUGAGCAGAGGUACUUUGAAGGUACGAGCAGAAAAUGCAGAGUCAUUUCAGAUCAACAGUCGAGAAUUCUUCAGUGAAGAACUGAUUAAAACUGGAAAUGGAAUGCAGCUUGCUGAUGGUGGUUGGCUUAUACCUGACAACAAUGGAAUGGCAGGAAAAUGUGAAUUUUACAGAGCUCUCUUAGAUUCUCCUGGUGUGGAUCCCAGAUUAAUCAGUGAAGCUUGGGCUUACAACCAUUAUAGGUGGUUAGUGUGGAAAUUUGCAGCGAUGGAGACAGCGUUCCCCAAAGAGUUUGGUGGCAGAUGCCUGACACCAGAAACAAUUCUUCUGCAUCUUAAAUACAGGUAUGAUGUAGAGAUUGAUAAGUGUCAUCGAUCUGCUUUGAAGAAAAUUAUGGAAAGGGAUGAUGUGCCAGCAAAAACACUUGUAGUUUGUGUUUCUAAGAUAAUAUCAAUGGGAGUAAAAUCAUACCAAAGUAACCUGGAUCUUGAUGAUACAAUUAAACAGUCUAAAACCGUAUCUGAGAAGUGCGUCAUAGAAGCAAAGAAGGACAUGUGCUUCGGAGUUGUUGAAGUCACUGAUGGCUGGUACGGAAUUAAGGCCCUUCUGGAUCUUCCACUCACAACACUUUUGCAGAAAAGAAGACUUGUAGUUGGUCAAAAGAUUGUUGUCCAUGGCGCAGAACUUAUUGGGUCACAGGAUGCUUGUACACCUCUGGAAGCGCCAGAAACACUCAUGAUAAAGAUUUCAGCCAAUGGUACCAGACCAGCUCGAUGGAAUGCUAAGCUAGGAUUUCAUCGUGAUCCUCGACCUUUCCCAUUACCAAUAUCUUCCCUGUUUACUGAAGGUGGAAUGGUUGGUUGUGUUGAUGUGAUUGUUGUUCGAAUUUAUCCUGUACAGUGGAUGGAAAAGAAAUCCAACGGAACAUACAUAUUCCGGAAUGAACGGGCUGAAGAACGAGAGGCUCAAAUACAUCAUGAAGAUCACCAGAGAAAGCUCGAACUGUUGUAUGCCAAAACCGAGGCUGAACUACAGGAACAAUAUGGAGUUGACCAAAAGAAAAAGAGAGAACACAAAGUGCCGAAGUUAAGUGACCAACAGAUCAUGAUACUUCAGGAUGGCGUAGAUUUGUUUGAAGCAAUUCAGAAUUCUUCAGAUCCAUUAUCUGUUGAGGGCUAUUUAAAUGAACAACAGUUGAGAGCCCUGAAUAACUAUAGACAAUUGUUGAAUGAACAAAAACAAGCCCAGAUUGAGGCCGAGUUCAAAAAAGCAUUAGAAAGUGCUCAACAUGAAAACAGCUGCACAAAAAGGGAUGUCAGCCUGGUGUGGAAACUCAGCGUUGUGGACUACAAAAAUCAGGACAGUAAUGCAGUUUACAUGUUAAAUAUCUGGCGCCCAGUUGCUGAAUUACAUUGCCUCCUGAAGGAGGGUGGAAGGUAUCAUCUCUGUUAUUUGACAACCUCAUCAUACAAGAAUCGGUUAAACCAUGCUGAUCUGCAGUUGACUGCUACAAAGAAAACUAGAUACCGACAGCUGCAGCCAUCUCCUGAAGUGUUGAAUAAACUCUAUCAACCUAGGCAGGCAGUGACCUAUAGAAUGCUCCUUGAUCCAUUCUUUAGAGCCUUCUGCAACGAGGUGGACCUAGCAGGAUAUGUGAUCCACAUUUUGGGAAAAUCAGAUGCACCUACAACCGUGUACCUGGCUGAUGAGAAUCAGGACCUGGUGGCUGUAAAGAUUUGGGGAUGUUUAAGUCAGCUGGCUUUGGAAGAUAUCAUCAAACCAGGUGUCUUAGUUGGUGCAAGCAAUUUACAGUGGACAUCAAGUAGUUACAUGGGAAUUCCUACUCUAUCCACCGGGGAUCUUUCCAGUUUCUCUGCAAAUCCAAAAGAAGGACAUCUGCGGAAAAAGUACACUGAACUAAAACUUUCUGUGCAGAAUCUACAAAGUUUCAUUAAGAAUACUAAGGAAAGGGUGAUGACUGUGCUUGAAACAGUAAAUGCUGUAAGGACAUCUAGAGAGUUUGGUUCUGACCUACUUAAUCCUACUCAAAGGAAAACGGGCUUUGUUCCAGUUAGUAGCACUCCGCUUUCUCCAUCUAACUCUGAAAGUAAGCCACAGAUACUUUCAGCAUCGGUAGAACUUGCAUCCAGACCUGCAUUGUCUAGCACAAAAGCAACAUCUGAUGAUUCACUUGCAAAUUUGAAGAAGAAAAAACUUAGUUUUUUGUCUCGGAUCCCUUCUCCUGUCCCGUUGUCUCCUCUUUGUAGUUCUGUUUCACCAGCUGUACAGAAAGGAUUUAAACCACCCAGGAGAUGUAUUACCCCUCAAAGACAUGAAGAAACAAUUCAAACUGGAACUAAUAAACUUUCCUCUUUGAAGACAAUUGCAGUUUCCAAAAUAGCAGAUGAUAAUUGGGUCACAGAUGAAGAACUUGCAAUGAUAAACACUCAGGCACUUCGUGAAGGUUGGGAAAAUGGGCACAGUGAAAAUGAGGAAGGCAAGGUUACUAAGGCACAAAUUAUCAUUCCAAAGGGUAUUACCUUUUUAUCUGACAAUAUUAAAAGUCACCUUGAUGUUAAUCUUGGAUCUCAAACUUCAAAGAUAGCUGAGGACAACUGGGUUACUGAUGAGGAACUUGCAAUGAUAAAUACACAGGCACUUUUUGAAGGUUGCGCUCAUGAGAGCAAUCAAAGGGACAGAGGAAAGGUUCAAAAAUCGCAAAUUGUCAAUACUAGAAACCUUGCUUUAUUGUCACAAAAUGGUGAAUUUAGGAGCAAAGAUUCCAUGAUUAUUGAUGAUUGGGUUGCGGAUGAAGAACUUGCAGUGAUAAAUAGUCAAGUGUCUUGUGAAGGUUCUGUUAAUGGGAGCUGUGAAAAUAACAAUGACUCAUGUGAAAAGGUACAAGCUGUUGGUUCUAAUGACUCUACAUCUUUGCAGCAAAAUGAUGAAAUACCUCUUGAACGUGAAUUUGAGACUAUCAUUGUUUUGCCAAAUCCAAGCUCAUCUGUUGUCUCGCAGUCAAAACGAAGGCGCACAAAUGAAAACACUUGCUCUUCUUUCAGACUGACUGACCCUACACAAAACAAUGGCAGUGACAAAGUUGAAGCUCAGGUUGAGGGUGAUUUACAAAACAAACAGGUUUUUCCUUAUAAACGGCAUAGGAAUAGCAAAUGAAAAUUGAAGUUUUUUUCCACUACAUUUAGAGUACAUAUUAUUAAG
Molecule: messenger RNA, 11157 nt
Organism: Stegostoma tigrinum
Lineage: Eukaryota; Metazoa; Chordata; Chondrichthyes; Orectolobiformes; Stegostomatidae
Gene: brca2
Product: BRCA2 DNA repair associated
Exons: 27
Coding region: 175-11112 (3645 amino acids)
Biological process (GO): double-strand break repair via homologous recombination; regulation of DNA-templated transcription
Cellular component (GO): nucleus
Source: RefSeq, a predicted model, not a curated record